AUGGAGAAGAAGUGCUGCGUGGAGGAUGAUGGAGAAGGUGCUGCUGCUGGCUUUCUCGGCGUGAAGAGGCAGAGGUGGUUUGGGGAAGGCUCGGUGAAGGAGAAGGUGGAGCAGCAGUGGUGGUUAUGGAAGCUGGUGGUGAUGAUGGCGGUUGAUGGUGAGCUCGGUGAAGGAGGAGGGAGUUCGGUGGUGCUGUGCGAGGGAGGUGUUGCUGCCGGUGAAGGAGGAGCAACGGGUGGUUAUGGAAGGAUUGGACAAGAAAUUUGCCACCCCAACAGAUUUCAAAAGGGUUUGUCACAGAUACCGCUGGCAAGGAGGAAGGCUGCUGCCUGCAAAAACGCCUCCAACACAAGGAGAAGGAUAUCAUCCUCCUCAUCCUCGUCCUCUCCUGAACGGCAAAGAACGCCCACUCCACCAGCAUCCCCUGCCAGAGAAUCCACCCCACCGCCACCUCCACAAUCACUAAGGGCGCUGCAAGAACAAGCCCUUAAUGCCAUCACAGAUGAAUGGGAGCCUAGGUUGUUUCCAAGGAAUAAGGGUUGGGAUUUCUUUUUGAAGCACAUAAGGCGAAAGUUCAUUCCAGAAAGGGGAAUCGGUGAAGAUGGCGCAGCUUUUGCCUACAUCAAGCGCCAUGGCUGGGAGACCUUCUCCAAACCACCGGUCAAACCAAGGAUCCAGAUUGUGCAAGAAUUUUACGGCAACUUCCACACUGCCCCCAGAGAUGGAGUAUUCGUCAGAGGCAUCAGCGUCAAUUACAGCACAGAGGCCAUCAGGGCCAUUUGGAAAUUACCAAGAAUAAGCACUGAUUACAGAGAAACCCUGGCUGCCCUGCAUCCAAAUCAACCGCUGGAACAGGCCAUUCUGUCCAGAUUGGCAAAAGAGGGCACAAGCUGGGAGAUGGAUGAUCAAGAAAACCCUUUGGGGUUUCCAGCAAAUGCGUUGCAAACGCCUGACUUAAAUCUGUGGCACCAUUUCAUCUGUUGCAAUCUGAUGCCAAUAUCCUACACAGCUAAGGUCACAUACGAGAUGGCUCUGCUGCUGUAUGCCAUUGCCACAGACACACCAUUUGAUGCAGCCUCAGUCAUCCGGGAGCAACUCACCCGAUGCAUCACUGAUCCAAAGGUGAAGAGCUGGUAUUUCCCACUUAUGGUCACCAUGCUAUGCAAAAGGGCAGGGGUGACCUUCCUGCACACAGACGCAGAGAGCAACUUGCAGCAACCAUUAAGGAUGCAUAAGUUGGAUCAGAAACCCCCUGGUGCCUCAUCGACGGGACAAACAACAUCCACUCCCACUCCAACUGGACAGAUGAGGCAGAGGGAUUUCAACAAGCAGACCAGGUUCAUCCUGGAUUACGUCCACCAAUGCCAGACGAGGACGGAGAAAUUCCUGCAGGAAAUGCACAAGUGCAUUGGAUGCCCUGAAAACUGCCCAAUGCCGCAUGAUCCGCCAGUCCACCCACUUCACGGAAUGCCUCAAUGA
Messenger RNA from Oldenlandia corymbosa var. corymbosa, 1479 nucleotides. The record is from the annotation of a GenBank genome assembly. Lineage: Eukaryota; Viridiplantae; Streptophyta; Magnoliopsida; Gentianales; Rubiaceae.